Molecule: messenger RNA, 1005 nt
Organism: Hyposmocoma kahamanoa
Lineage: Eukaryota; Metazoa; Arthropoda; Insecta; Lepidoptera; Cosmopterigidae
Product: zinc finger protein 45-like
Exons: 2
Coding region: 91-1005 (304 amino acids)
Biological process (GO): regulation of transcription by RNA polymerase II
Molecular function (GO): DNA-binding transcription factor activity; RNA polymerase II cis-regulatory region sequence-specific DNA binding
Source: RefSeq, a predicted model, not a curated record
ACUGAACAACGCGUUACGUUUUCAAUAUACCGUGUGAGUGUGACAUAACUUUGUCAAUGUUUCAUUAAUAUACAAUUACAUUGUCUGUCAAUGUUACACAUCGAGUUACAGGACAUUAUGAACCUCAAGAGAGAGCCCAGCGAAUUAGAGAACAGCCUGGUGGGUUUACAUGAGAAAGUCCGCAUCAAACAGGAGCCAGUUUGUGUUGCGGAAGAAGAACAAACUACAGAGCUGGAUCUAUAUGCAGACCAUGAAAUCAAGGAAGAAAUGGUCAUAGGCCCAGUUGUGUUGCAGUUUCCUAAUGUAGCUCAAGCAAGAUGUGGGCAGAGCAUAUUUGAUAAGUUGAAUGUUGAUGUUCAAUUGAACAAGUGUGAUGUUUGCAAUAGGGGUUUUAUAAAAAAACAUGAACUUAGGAGUCAUAUAAUGACUCACACUAAAAAGAAGAAACACCAAUGUGAGUUUUGUAACAAAUCUUUUACUAAGAAAGGAAAUCACAGUAGACAUUUAACAACUCAUACUGUAAAAAAAUCUUAUAUUUGCGACUACUGUCAUAAAUGUUAUACCUCAAGACAAGGAUGUAUAAAACAUUUAUGGACUCACACUGGAGAGAAACCACACAAGUGUGAUAUUUGCAAUAAAGGUUUUUUAGCAACAGGGCAACUUAAAUAUCAUAAAAUGACUCAUACUGGAGAGAAACCACACAAGUGUGAUAUUUGCAGUAGAGGUUUUUUAACAACAGGACAACUUAAAUGUUUUCUGUGGAAAUAUGAGCUCAACUCUCAUGAAAUGAGCCACAAGUCGUUUGAUAAGCAACCAUACCAGUGUAACAUUUGCAAUAAAGGUUUUCUUAGAAUACAUGACUAUAUACAUCAUGAAAUGAUUCAUACUGGAGAGAGACCGUACAAAUGUGAUGACUGUGAAGAAUCUUUUGUCCUUAAAUCAAAUCUUAAAAAACAUUUAAGGAGUUGGAGUCAUGCAGAAAAAACUUAUUAUGUUAAAAAAUGA